Molecule: messenger RNA, 1020 nt
Organism: Besnoitia besnoiti
Lineage: Eukaryota; Apicomplexa; Conoidasida; Eucoccidiorida; Sarcocystidae
Product: 2-oxoglutarate/malate translocase OMT
Exons: 5
Coding region: 1-1020 (339 amino acids)
Biological process (GO): transmembrane transport
Molecular function (GO): oxoglutarate:malate antiporter activity
Source: RefSeq, a predicted model, not a curated record
AUGGCGUCCACUUCUUCGCCGAACUCCCUGGAAGCAGCCACUUCCUCCGCAGCUCCUGUACCAGGAGCAUCAGCAGCCCCUCCGUCGCAACCGGUGGCUGCUGCCAAGAAGCCUGACACGCUAAUGAAGCGUGUGCAGCCGUUCGCCGUCGGCGGGCUUUCAGGGUGCAUUGCGACGACGUGUAUCCAGCCUAUCGAUAUGAUCAAAGUGCGGAUUCAGCUUGCAGGAGAGGCUGGCGGCUCGACGAACCCUUUCACCAUCUUCAGAAACAUCAUCAACAACGAGGGAUUCAAAGGCCUCUACAAAGGUCUUGACGCUGGAAUUAUCCGCCAGUUGACGUACAGCACGGCUCGCCUAGGUCUUUUCCGCAUCAUCAGUGAUGAGAUGCGGCACAGGGCCCCGAAGGACAAGAACGGCGUCGCUCCUCCCCUGCCCCUCUGGAAGAAAGCUGUUGCCGGCCUUGCUGCAGGCGGCUUGGGUAGCUUCUUCGGCAACCCGGCGGAUCUCGCCCUCAUUCGCCUUCAGGCGGAUGCGACACUUCCCCCAGAGCAACGCCGGAACUACACUGGAGUUUUGAACGCCAUGACCCGCAUCGUCAAAGAGGAAGGCCUCUUCGGUCUUUGGCGGGGGAGCACUCCGACAGUUCUCCGCGCUAUGGCUCUGAAUAUGGGGAUGCUGGCGUCUAACGAUCAAGCGAAGGAGCUUCUGGAGCCGUCGUUUGGAAAAGGCUGGGCGACAACGCUUGGAGCGAGCGCCAUUUCAGGUUUCUUUGCGGUGACUUUCUCCCUGCCGUUCGACUUCAUCAAAACAAGGAUGCAGAAAAUGCGCCCCGAUCCGGUAACCGGCAAGUUGCCGUAUGCGAACUUCUGGGAUGCCGUUGUCAAGAUCACCCGGCGUGAAGGAAUCAUGUGCCUCUACUCGGGCUACUCGACUUACUACGUUCGAAUUGCUCCGCAUGCGAUGAUCACCCUCAUCUCCAUGGAAUACCUGAACAAGACGUGGAACAGGUAUUCUAACUGA